Messenger RNA from Planococcus citri (citrus mealybug), 2744 nucleotides. RefSeq names its product stargazin-like protein (gene stg1). The record is from RefSeq and is a predicted model, not a curated record. The transcript has 8 exons. Gene Ontology annotation, biological process: neurotransmitter receptor transport, postsynaptic endosome to lysosome; positive regulation of synaptic transmission, glutamatergic; postsynaptic neurotransmitter receptor diffusion trapping. Bases 143 to 1270 code for a protein of 375 amino acids. Gene Ontology annotation, molecular function: channel regulator activity; voltage-gated calcium channel activity. Lineage: Eukaryota; Metazoa; Arthropoda; Insecta; Hemiptera; Pseudococcidae. Gene Ontology annotation, cellular component: postsynaptic density membrane; AMPA glutamate receptor complex.
AAAACAACGAGAAAAAAAAUACGCACCCUUGUUACACUUAUUUGACCCGUGGUAUACGUUGGUGAGAUUUUUUCACCGUUGGUGUUGAGCGGAAAAGAGCUCGUAAAAUACGACGACAUGAUUUGAAUUUAUCGCGUAUUUGAUGGGCAAAGUGAUUUCAUUUUUAUGGGUCCUUACUCCAAUUUCGUCUACUAUCUCGGUGAUCAUCGUCUGGGUUGCUAUGGCCACUAGCGACUGGAUACGUACACAAGAGCGUAUAUUAAAUUUACACUACAAUGGUUCGGCGGAUAAUAAGUACAUUUUGAAAAUGACCUACUCUGGAAUUUGGGAAAUAUGCACGGUAACUGUUGCAGAUGGUGAUACUGAUAUAUCGUGCGAAAUUAUACACUAUUUUUCUUCCGAACCAUACUAUCCCGAUCCAGCAGAUUCUUCGGUUGUUAUACCAUAUGCUGUGAGACAGUCGGUAUUUUUUUUUAUUGUUGCUAGUUUAGUUCAGUUAUUUGGUGAGCUGGGUUACCUGUAUGGUCAUUAUGUAAGAUAUCGAAAGGUGUUCAUAUUCAUCGGUGGCACAAUAUUUAUAGUAUCAGGCUUAGUCAUGUUGAUAGGAAUGGUAAUGUACAUAUCAAUAUUCAAAUCAGAAGUUGGUUCCAAAUUCAAACAUAGUUCCGACCAAUCGAGGUUCAAUUAUCAAUACGGAGUCAGUUUCGUGUUAUACGUCAGCGGCUUCGUUUGCGUCGAAUUGUCAGGCACUUGUGCCGUGUUACUUUUUGUAUGUCAAGACCAAAGUGUUCAAAGUGUUCAUUUUAUUCAACCCUCACCAGUAAUUUAUAGAAAUUAUAAUACAACGGCGACGAAUCCAAGUAUGAUAUAUCCGUGUCAAAAACAUAGCGAUUUGUGCGUAGCCAUGGAUACUCUGUCUCAUCAUUCAGAACAUUUAUAUCCAUCACAAAGGGAAGAAGUGGAGAUAAAUCACCAUUACUAUUCAGAUUCAGAUAGUCCGCCUUACGCACCUGCCGAUCAAUUAUCCCAAUACGGUGACUAUAGUUAUCACUACAGAGAACCAGAACGACCAUCAACGUCAAUGCAAUCAACUACAACUCAAACUGUAAGCACUAUCUAUGAUCCAUAUGCCAUGAAUGAUGCAGAAACCGAAAGCAAUGCUACCGAUUAUCAACAAAGAGAGGCUUUUGUCUCAUACGAUAUGAAUAAUAUACCGCUCUCGUCUUCCACCGAAAAAAUGAACACGCUGCGAAAAUCUACGUUGGUUUAAUGUAAUAUUUUUCUUCCAAUCUGUCCUAAUUUUUUUUUAAACCAUUUGCUCUUUUUUACAUUGUUUUUUUCUAGAUAGAUUUUGUUUCAUUUUUUUACGAAAUAGAUUAUUUUUCUAGUGUUGUAUCUCGAAACCGUUGUUUACGAAAAUAUAUUUGUGUAUGUAUGUUGUAUGUAUCUAAAUGCCCAAACUGUAUCAUUGAAUGUUUUCUUUUAUUUAGUCGUAGUUAUCGUAAUUUUAAAGCGUUGAAUUGUUGUUGUAUAGAUAUUUUGCCAUCCUUAUAUAUUAAAAGAUGUUUGAAAGAAAACCUUGAUAGAGUCCGCCAGCCCUUUCUACUGAACCGAUUUCAACAAAUUUUUUUUUAAAACGUUCCUUUUGACGUGUAGAUAUGUCAUCAAGAAAAAAAAAUCGAAAAUUUUGAAAUUAAGGGCCGAAAAAAUUGAUAAAACACGUUUUCUAUUGUGUUUAAACAAUAGAAUUUCGAGUAGAAACCUUGAUAGAGUUCGCCAGCCUUUUCUAUCGAACCGAUUUCGACAAUUUUUUUUUUCAAACGUUCCUUUCGACGUGUAGAUAUGUCAUCAAGAAAAAAAAAUCGGAAUUUCUCAAAUUAAGGGUCGAAAAAAUUGAAAAAACACUUUCUCUAUUGUUUAGAAAUGCACGUAGGUAUUACAAUGCACACCGACAACAAUACACUCCGACAACAAUACACUCAGAACGUUGCUAUGUGGGCGUGUUUACAGCGUAGGGGUGUUGAGGAGGGAAUGAUGUUGUUGUGUUGCGAGUUACAUUCAUUGCUAUAGUAUUUUAUUUUUUCUAAACUGGAAUAUUGUGGUGUCUGUUAAAAUAAUAAGGAGAGGAGGUUCUACACUUGAGAUCAUUUUUGGGUUAGGAUUUUAGUGGAACAUUGUUUGUAAAAAAGUUAAUGUGAAGAUGGAGAAGGGUUCAGUACAGUGUAGCCAGAAUUUUCUCAAAGAGAGGGCAAAACCAGAUUUUUGGGUAUGAAAAAUCGAAAUUAGAGGUAGGUAAUGUAAUGGAAACCCUUCGUAAUGUAUGAUAAUUUGUAUGAACAUGAAGGUGCAAUUACUGCUCAAGUGAAUUGAGAGCGAAAAUUUGUUGAAAAAAAUGGGUCGAAAAACGAAAAAAACGGUUCAUUAUUGCGUGCAUUUUUUUCUAAUUUUCACUCUCGGGGGGGUGGGUGGCUCAAGUCACGUCCCUCCCUUAGCUAAGCUACCACUGGUAAGGUUUCUAUACUUGGGAUACAAAUUUGACUAUCCUACUUCAGAUUUUCAUUUAAUAGAAUUGAAUUACUCCAGCAUACUCACUACCUACUCAUUUUAUGCCAUCAUUUUACAAAAAUUUCAAACAUUUUUUUUUUACCAAUUUUACAUAUGUAGAAUUUCAGAAAAUUUACUCCUAUAAAAAAUGAUGAUAAUUAUCAAGUCAAUAUGUAUACCAGAGUAAUUCAACACCUCAA